CCCAGCCCCCCAGCGGGUACGGGGAGCCCCGGCCUGUGGCCCUGCGGCAUGGCUACCAGCUGACAUAUGGGGGCUACGCCCCACUGGCCCCCACCCUGCUGGCCCGGGGCGCCCCCUACUGCCAGCUGCCUCAGCCGCCCCCCUACGGCCUAGGGGGCAGCUACCAGGCCUUCUGUCACAGCCAGUACCAAGCCCGGUUCCAGCUGUACCGGGGCAGCCCAGCUCUGCUGCCCUCCCUGGUGCCCACGGGCCACCUCGGGCUCCUGGCGCCGCCCGCCCCGCCGCCCGGGGAGCUCCCGGCCAAGCCCAAGAGGAGCCGCAAGGCCUGGGCCCACAAGCGCCCCACCAGCCACACCUGCAGCCACCCCAGCUGCGGCAAGACCUAUACCAAGAGCUCCCACCUCAAGGCCCAUCUCCGCACCCACACAGGCGAGAAGCCGUACCACUGCACCUGGGAGGGCUGCGGCUGGAAGUUCGCCCGCUCGGACGAGCUGACGCGCCACUACCGCAAGCACACGGGGCAGCGUCCCUUUCAGUGCCGGCUGUGCCAGCGUGCCUUCUCCCGCUCGGACCACCUGGCCCUGCACCUGAAGAGACACUUGUAGUGAGCGAGGCUGCACUGUGUCUGGCUCUGCCUGCACCACGGACUGGAGUGGCCACGCCACCAGCAUCGCCCUGUGACUGCCACGGAUACUUGGGGCCAGACGGGCACCGGAGGGUGGCGGAGGAGAACACGCGGCUGCAGGAGCUCAUCGUGGAGGAGCUAGCACAGGCCGAGCGCUGGCAGGGGCACUACGAGGGGCUGCUGGGGCGCCAGGCCCGGCUCCAUGCCCUGCUGCAGGCCCAGAGCCUGGAGUCGCUGGAGCAGGCAGCCCGGGCGCUGCGGGACGAGCUGGAGGAGGCUCAGGGCGCCUUGUGGGAGCAGCAAGAGCAGAGCCGCCGGUGCCAUGUCCACCAGCUGGUAAGAGCGCCACGGCACCAUGGGGACCGAUGGCAACCAGUACCACAGCAACCAGCGCCACGGCACCAUGGGGACCCAUGGCAACCAGUACCACAGCAACCAGCGCCACGGCACCAUGGGGACCCACAGCAACCAGUACCACAGCAACCAGCGCCACGGCACCAUGGGGACCCACGGCAACCAGUACCACAGCAACCAGCGCCACGGCACCAUGGGGACCCACGGCAACCAGUACCACAGCAACCAGCACCAUGGCACCAUAGGGACCCACGGCAACCAGUACCACAGCAACCAGCGCCAUGGCACCAUGGGGACCCACGGCAACCAGUACCACAGCAACCAGCACCAUGGCACCAUAGGGACCCAUGGCAACCAGUACCACAGCAACCAGCGCCAUGGCACCAUGGGGACCCAUGGCAACCAGUACCACAGCAACCAGCGCCAUGGCACCAUGGGGACCAAUGGCAUAACAACCAGGGGCCAGAUUGGAGCCAGCGCCCCCUAGAGGGGACAGGCCCCGAGCUUCAUUCCCUGCCUCCCUGCCCCCAGCCAGUUCCCUGCCCUGGGGCCGAUCAGACCAGCACCCCCCAGAGGGGACAGGCCGUAUAUGAAAAAGAAAACCAGAGAUUGGCUGAGACCAUUCAGGAGCUGGAGGGAAAGGUCUCCAAGCAGAGAGCCUGGGAGAAGACCCACAAGCAGGCUCUGCAGCAGCUGCGAGUGCAGGGGGACGAGCUGCAGAGGCAACUGUGGGAUGUGGAGGCCAAACGCCAGGCAAAGGCCGACAGGAUCCGGGAGAAGCAGCGACACGUGGAGGAGCUGAGCGGGACCAUCCGGGAACUUGCUCGAAGGACACAGCUUCCAGAGGGAGGCGCUAUACGGACCCCUGGGGACCCCGCCCGGCAGCCUCCUGUGGGAGGAGCGAGUGCGUGUCCAGACGGAGAAGCUGCUGUGUCAGGAGUCGGUGGCCUCAGGGCCAAGGGGGCGACUCCCCCCCAGGGGCUGUUCCCAUCAGAUCCUGCUUGGUGUCUUUCCCCCCCCCCCAGGUUCCCCAGGAUGCUGCCCCUCUUCCUCCUGGCUGUGGCCCUGCCCCUGCCCCGUGUGGCUGCAGGGGGCAUCUCCUGCUAUGACGAUGCCGGGCAGCCCGUGGACUGGUUCCUGGCCUACAAGCUGCCCCGGCCCCGGCACGGCCCCCCAGACGAGGGCAUGCGCUACAUGUACCAGGAUGCCCGCUCUGGAGGCUGGGUGUCCGGCCGUGCCCUCAUGAACAGCACCCAGAGCGCUGUGGGCAGGACCCUGCUACAGCUCUACCAGGGGGCAAACAGGCGGACGGAAGACACGGCCUACAUCCUGUACAACGACCAGCCCCCAAAGAAUGUCACCUCCUCCACCAGCGCCCGGGGGCACACCAAGGGCGUGGUCCUGCUGGACAGAGCCCAGGGCUUCUGGCUGCUGCACAGCACCCCCCACUACCCGCCCCCCAUGUCGGAGACCUACGCCUGGCCCCACAGCGGCCUGCACAACGGCCAGUCCUUCCUGUGCGUCACCUUCCCCUACGCCCAGUUCAAGGAGAUCGGCACCCAGCUGAGGUUCAGCGACCCCGAGGUGUUCGACGCCCGGGUGCAGGGGCCCUUCGCCCAGGACCUGCCCGACCUGCGCCUGGCCUCCGAGAUGCAGCCCGUGCGGGAGCCCCCCUGGAACCGCAGCGUGGCCCUGACCUCGCGGGGGGGGCGCCGCUUCCUGAGCCUGGCCAAGUUCCGGCUCUUCCACGACGAUCUCUACUCCGGCUGGCUGGCCCAGGCACUCUCCAGCGACCUCUACGUCCAGUUCUGGCCCAACUCGCGGGGGGUCCUGCCCUCCAACUGCUCGGGGUCCUACCGGGUGUAUAACAUCGAGGCGCUGGGCUUCCCGGCCCCGGGGCCCCACUUCUCGGCCACCGUCGACCACUCCAAGUGGUGCGUGAGCACCGAGCGUGCGCCCGGCUGGGCCUGCGUGGGCGACACGAACCGCAAUGUGGAGGAGGAGCAGCGGGGAGGGGGGACCCUGUGCCAGCAGGACCCGGCCGUCUGGAAAUCUUAUUGCGCCCUAGUGCAGAGCUAUAGCAAGUGCUAGGAGGGGAGCGGGGGCUAGUGGGUGGAGCCAGGAUUGGGAAUCCGUCACCGCCCCAGUGACUCUCCAGGGGAACCUUUCAGUGCCUCAGUUUCCCCAUCUGUGACACUUGCACUUACCUACCUCCCUGGGGCUGUGGGGUGGGGGGAUUCAAUGGUGCUUGCGAAGCUGUGGGGGUCUCCAUGCCCCUGUAUAAAUGCAGCCCCCGCACUGGCUCUUUCAAUAAUAAUCUUGCGAUUUCUA
Molecule: messenger RNA, 3310 nt
Organism: Gopherus flavomarginatus (Mexican gopher tortoise)
Lineage: Eukaryota; Metazoa; Chordata; Testudines; Testudinidae
Product: deoxyribonuclease-2-alpha-like
Exons: 16
Coding region: 2015-3070 (351 amino acids)
Biological process (GO): apoptotic DNA fragmentation; regulation of transcription by RNA polymerase II
Molecular function (GO): DNA-binding transcription factor activity, RNA polymerase II-specific; RNA polymerase II cis-regulatory region sequence-specific DNA binding; deoxyribonuclease II activity
Source: RefSeq, a predicted model, not a curated record